Truncatella angustata is the source of this 1131-nucleotide messenger RNA. RefSeq lists its product as uncharacterized. Lineage: Eukaryota; Fungi; Ascomycota; Sordariomycetes; Amphisphaeriales; Sporocadaceae. The record is from RefSeq and is a predicted model, not a curated record. Bases 1 to 1131 code for a protein of 376 amino acids. The transcript has a single exon. Gene Ontology annotation, cellular component: nucleus.
AUGCCACAAGACCCAAACCUCUACGGCCAACGGCCAACCAAGAAACAACGGAAGGAGAUUCCUCUCUCCAGCUCCCUCGCCUUCACAUCUCAGCUCUCCUCGCUCCUCACCGCGCCUUCGUCCUCCACGAGCGCCCCUACAUCCUCCGCCUCCCACGGCCGAGCCCGACCCUCCAGGACGAAAGACGACCUCUUCUCCGUCAAGGCGAAACGGAAACCCGCGUCCACGGCCAAGAGCACCGACGACAAGCAUGGCCACCCCCGCGCAAAGCUACAGCUCAAGGAUCCCAGAGGCACAGAGGAAGACAAGCAGGACCUCGCCCGCACGAGGCGCAACAUGGAGGGCAAAGCCAGGCUCUACAACGCCAUGAAGAGGGGCGACUACAUCGCCAAGGACGGCGAGACCGGUCCCCUGGUCGACUUCGAUGCCAAGUGGGCGGCGACGCACCCCGGAGAGGAGCUAGAGGAAAACCGUCAUGAUUCAAGUUCGGGCGCCGACAACGACUCGGACGACGACGACGAAGAGGGCGCCAUGGGCAACGAGAUAAUCGAGUACCAGGACGAAUACGGGCGCACGCGCAGGGGCACGCGCGCCGAGGUCGCGAGGCAGCGCCGGCGCGACGCGAGGAGCGCCCUCGGCGCCGAGGAGCUGGACGCCAUGAGCGCCCGGCCCCGCGCCCCGGACAAUAUCAUCCGGGGCGACGUUAUACAGAGCCACGCCUUCAACCCCGAGGACGACACCUGGGACAAGAUGGAGCAGCUCGCUGGCCGGAGGGACAAGAGCCCCACGCCGCCCCCCGACACCCACUACGACGGCAACUGGGAGAUCCGCACCAAGGGCGUCGGCUUCUACCACUUCAGCAAGGAUAACAGCGAGCGGGACGAGGCCAUGCGGAAUCUGGUGAAGGAGAGGGAAAAUACCGAGCGGGUCCGGAAGGAGAGGGAGGCGGAGAGGGAGAGGAGAAAGAGAGAGAUCGAGGAGAGGAGGAAGAAGAUCGGGGAGAAGAGGUCCAAGAGGAUGGCCGAUGAAUUCUUGGACGGUCUGGGGGCAGAGUUGACUGCUGCCGGGAAGAAUGAGGGCAAAGAUGUCGCCGGAGGCGAGGCGAAAAACCCAGAAGCUUCGUCAUCAUGA